AUGGCCGUCCUGCGGUCAACUCGCAGGCCUUUGCUUGCGACAGCAAUUUUCCUGCUUUCGUGGCAGACUUCGCAGCUUGUCAAGACGGUCUUUGUGGGUGGCGGCUCGGUUGCCAGACAGGUGCAAGUAGCGCGACACGCUGACAGCUACUCACUUCGAUACUUCGACGUCCGCGGUGCGGCUGAGACCGUUCGCCUCCUGCUUGCAGCUGCGGGCCAAGAGUACGAGGACAACCGGUAUCCUCUGAGCUUCGGCGUGCCUGGGGACUUCUCCACCAUCGUUCGAAAGGACUGCUGCUUCUGCUUCUUGCGGACAGGUCAGGAAUGA
Symbiodinium necroappetens is the source of this 327-nucleotide messenger RNA. The record is from the annotation of a GenBank genome assembly. NCBI's taxonomy places the organism in Eukaryota, Dinophyceae, Suessiales, Symbiodiniaceae.